AGAAGAUUUGAUUCGAGGCUUUUUUGAAGAUUUGAUUCGAGACUUUUUUGAAGUGAAGAUUGAUUCGGUUGGAGUUGAUUUUUUGGAAUCACAGAUUCGUAGAUCGGUGUUUUUUUGGAGUUUGAUUCUUGUUGCUGGUUCAGUAUGGCCUUAUCCAGUUGUUAUGAUGUUGUGUACUACAAAGGGGAUGGUAUUCCGUUGAAAGUUUCUUUAGAUACUAUGAUUCGUGACUUUAAAAUAUCUGUUUGUGAUUAUUGGAGAAAUUUGACUCCUUGGAGCAUAAGAUUUAUUAGUCGUUGUGAUAAAGCUCUCAUUAAUUGUGAUUAUUCUCUUCAAGGUCUAAUUGUUGUUACUUGUUCAAGGGAAUUGUCAAGUUUUGAUCUGUUUGUUGAGGAGGCUUGUCAUGGUGCUGCUUCUAGCUCUUCUUCUGGUAUUUCCACGCAGUCGCUCAGUGACGAUGAAUUAUGCACUGGGUUCACUGAGACUUCAAAGAUUAAAUACCUGACGGAAGGUCAUGAGCAAUUGAAACCUUUUUUAUCCGAAGGUUGGGAGGAUAUUUUUAAAGGUGGUGGUCAAGUUUUUCAUGGUGGUGUUGAUGAGGUUCGCUUAGCUUUCAGCAAAUACAUCAUCAAGUCUGGCUAUACAGUUGCAAAGGUUAAGAAUGACAGACUCAGGUUCACAGGAAAGUGUGGUAGGAAUGCAGAAUGUCCUUGGUAUCUGCACUGUAUUCCAAUCGAUACCGCUAAAAGUGUCUUUGCUAUCAAGGAAUUCAAUGGGGAGCAUAAAUGUGGCGGUGCUUAUAAGCUGAAGGACCCUCUGUGAAGAAGAAAUUGAUUGAGCAUCUAUUCAAGGAUCAAAUACAAUCAAAUCCGUUGAUAAAGCCUAAUGAUAUGGUUGCUCAGGUGAAGAGUUGUUAUAGUAUUGACAUAAAAUACCAUCAUGCUUAUAAAGGGAAGGAAGCAUCUAAGGCAGAGAUAUAUGACGAUGAUUUAAAAAGUUAUACAGAUCUUAUUUGGUAUGUUGAAGCAAUAAAGGCUACCAAUCCUGGCAGUUAUAUUAAGUUUGAGUAUGAUAAAGAGACUAAACGUUUUCAGAGGCUUUUCAUAUUUUUUGGUGCCUGUAUGGAAGGAUACCGGUUCAUUCGCCCUAUGCUUUACUGUGAUGCAACAUUUUUCAAUGGGACAUUCAAGGGAACAGUGAUGGCUGCCACUGGUGUGAAUGGAAACCAAGGAUUUUUUCCUUUUGCGUAUGCUUUAGUUUCUGGAGAAGACAUUGAAGGGUGGGAGUGGUUUAUGGAAAACUUGCAGCAUUGUUUCGAUUCUCUUCCUAUCACCUUUAUCACUGAUCGUCGUGAAGGGUUGAAGCAAAGUAUUCCCAAGUAUUUUCCCAACUCUUAUCAUAGUUACUGUUUCCAUUAUUUGAAGAAUAACCUCCCCAUCAAGAAAUCACAUGAGAAGUAUAAACAAGUUCAAGAUUUGUUCCAUAAAGCUGCAUACUGCUAUAGUGUUGCUAAAUAUGAGUCUUCUUUAAAUGAGAUGUGUAUCAUAGGAUGUGGUUGGGUUUCCAAGUACAUCAGAAAUAUCGAUCCCAAGCAUUGGGCAAAUGCUUUUUUCGUAGGAUGUAGGUAUGGGACACACUCGUCAACUAUUGCAGAGUCUUUCAAUAACUGGAUAUAGGGCGUUCAUGUCGAUAUUGCAGAGUCUUUUUUC
Molecule: messenger RNA, 1709 nt
Organism: Papaver somniferum (opium poppy)
Lineage: Eukaryota; Viridiplantae; Streptophyta; Magnoliopsida; Ranunculales; Papaveraceae
Exons: 3
Coding region: 891-1676 (261 amino acids)
Source: RefSeq, a predicted model, not a curated record